AUGGCCGAGCCAGAAGGGAACGCAGGUGCUCGCGAAGAAGAUAAGAAGGAGGACAGGAAGGGAACGCACGAGGCAGGCGAUGUCCAGGGUAAUUUGAAGAUUCACAUCAAACUGAAUCUGGAUGUGGAUAUUCGAAUUAUCGCAAAGAUCAAAGGUGAUAUUGCGAUUGGCAUUCUAUAA
Molecule: messenger RNA, 180 nt
Organism: Endocarpon pusillum Z07020
Lineage: Eukaryota; Fungi; Ascomycota; Eurotiomycetes; Verrucariales; Verrucariaceae
Exons: 2
Coding region: 1-180 (59 amino acids)
Source: RefSeq, a predicted model, not a curated record